UCAAAGCGUGACCUUGCCGACGUAUCGACUGUAACCCUCCUCUCUCUACGUUGGUUAGCGCCCCUUCUGCGUGAUGGGCAAAAAAGAAAUGCUUUGGCAGCUUCCGGACGAAACUUGACUCAAAACAUUAAUUGUUCAUCAUGCCAUGCGAGACAUGUACCGGAGGCGCUGUCAUCACUUUGCAACGCUGCCAGCAUGUGGCUUUUUACAAAUCUGCGUUGGCCGAGCUCGGCAUCGCCAGAUCCGGCACUUCCUCGGGACCAAUUUGCUCCAACAACAUUGCAACUGUUGUAGUUUCGCG
Molecule: messenger RNA, 301 nt
Organism: Pyricularia grisea
Lineage: Eukaryota; Fungi; Ascomycota; Sordariomycetes; Magnaporthales; Pyriculariaceae
Exons: 2
Source: RefSeq, a predicted model, not a curated record